AUGGCCUCGCCCGUCUACAUCCUCGACCCCCUCGCCAACCGCACCAAGGAAGAGGACAUCGAUCUCUCCCACACCGUCGGGAAACUACCCACAUGGCAGACAAUCCAAGAUUCCGUUGGAACAAGAAGCGGAUGGCUGGGGGACUAUGACUACGGCUUCCUGUGCACCCCCACAUUGCCUGGUUUCUCCAUCCCUAGAAUCCCUCCGUUCUUUGGCCUUAAAGACCGACUCCCGCUCGUUCUCGCUAUCAUCAUGGGAUUCCAGCACUCGCUCGCCAUGAUUGCUGGCGUAGUGACACCGGCGAUCAUCAUGUCUGGCUCCGGCAUCACUGGACUCAAUCUCACACCCGCGAACCGAACACAAAUGAUUUCCACCUCCCUAAUUACCUCGGGCCUGCUCUCGCUUGUCCAGAUCACACGCUUCAGGGUCGGCAAGACACCGUACUUCCUAGGAACCGGACUCUUGUCGGUUGUGGGAACAAGUUUUAUUUAUCUACCAGUACUCCAGAGUUCAGUCUCGAACAUGUACGCUUCCGGAUUCUGCAAGAGCAGCUUUGAUGCCUCGGGAACGCAGGUCUUUGAGCCCUGUCCCGAUGCCUGGGGUGCCUACCUAGGCACAUGCAUGCUCUGCAGUCUGUUGCCCAUCAUCCUUUCCUUUGUUCCCCCACGCGCGCUCAAGAGAGUCUUUCCUCCGAUUGUAACAGGAGUUACUGUUAUGCUGAUCGGCGUCAAUCUCGUCACAUCUGGAAUGCAGCAAUGGGGUGGCGGCUCCGGUCCUUGUUCCUCGCGACCUACCUCUGGUCCUUUUGUCGACUGCCCAAAUGUCGGUGCACCUCAUGCUGCACCAUGGGGCGAUGCACAAUGGAUCGGAUUGGGGUUUCUGGUGUUCUUUAUUAUCAUGGUCGUGGAAUUCUUUGGGUCACCUUUUAUGAAGAACGCUCAGGUGGUCAUCGGCCUCGUCGUGGGGAUGAUUGUUGCCGCAGCCCUUGGAUACACGACUUCGGAUUCGAUCGAGGCUGCCCCUGUCAUCACCUUCUUAUGGACCACGACCUACAAGCUGUCCAUUUAUCCACCCGCAAUCAUUCCUCUCUUGAUCACAUAUGUCCUGGCCAUGGUUGAGUCUAUCGGCGACAUCACUGCUUCUUGCGAGGUCUCUCAGCUAACUGUCGAGGGCCGCGAAUUCGAGUCCCGUCUCCAGGGCGGCAUCUUUGCGGAUGGAGUAGCUGGUCUGCUCGCGCCUCUAAUGAUGAACUCGCCUAUGAGCUGCUACGCCCAAAACAACGGCAUCAUAUCCUUGACGCGCUGUGCCAACACGAUGGCUGGAUACAUGUGCUGCUUCUUCUUGAUCCUCAUGGGCGUCUUUUCCAAGUUCGGGGCGCUCUUCUUGACGCUUCCAGAUCCGGUCCUUGGAGGGAUGACCACGUUUCUCUUUGCUAGUGUUGUGGUCUCUGGUAUCCGCAUCCUGUCCUUCCUGCCCUGGACUCGUCGUGAGCGCUUCAUUGUGGCAGCAUCCCUGUCCCUGGGCUUAGGUACUGCCCUGGUCCCCGGCGUGCUGACGCACAUGAUUAGCUACAGCGGCGGCUCUGCCUUCCUGACGUCGUUGAUAACGUCCGUCAACAUCAUCCUUGACACAGGCUUUGCACUCGGUGCCAUAGUUAGUUGCAUCCUUAACGCCCUGUUGCCUGCCAACCCACCAAUGUCUGCCGAACCGAUUAUCGAUCGCCAUGGGCCUACGCCUACCAACAAGGAGAUCGAGGAGAUGCAGCUAGAGUCCCAGUCGAUUCACGAAAGCAUGCUCAGCGCUAAGCAUUGA
Molecule: messenger RNA, 1812 nt
Organism: Gamsiella multidivaricata
Lineage: Eukaryota; Fungi; Mortierellomycota; Mortierellomycetes; Mortierellales; Mortierellaceae
Product: purine permease
Exons: 3
Coding region: 1-1812 (603 amino acids)
Biological process (GO): transmembrane transport; xanthine transport
Cellular component (GO): fungal-type vacuole; membrane
Molecular function (GO): xanthine transmembrane transporter activity
Source: RefSeq, a predicted model, not a curated record